CUACAACAUCCAUCGGGCACCGGUGGAUGACAACAGGUUCUACGACCCUUUAAUAUUUUGUAUUUAACAGUAAAGUAAAACAUCUUUCUGUUCGUUCUUGAGAUAGUAUCUAUAAAGUCAGGAACAAGUUUGGGGAGUUAGCUAGCUAACGUUUCUAAAAUCCACCAACUCUGUAGAAAGCACGAAAUCAACGGUUUCCAUGGCGAGCGAUUAAGCUUCCCUAACGUUAUAACGUUAGUAGUUACUUGUAGCUGCAGGCGCUUGUGGAUUUGCACAUGCUAUCUCACAAGGCUAGAUACCUAACCAACUGAUAAUGUCAUCUGUAUCUCAAAAUUCCAUACCUAAAGAUAGUGAUUUAUCUAUCCAUAAAUCGUCUGAUUUUUUUGAUGAUGGAUUAUUGCACGAGAUUUCAACAACAACAAGUACAAAUGACACCAGUACUGCCCCUAAAAGGUACAAGAAUCUGGAUGAGUUGAGUGAGGAGCUCAACAGACGAACCAAGGAGACCCAAAUGCUGCAAGAAGAGGUGGAACAUGCAACUAAAAUUACCAUGGAGAAAAUGGGACGCACAUUUCCCAGCAGCUCACCCUCACAAAUAAAUGACUUUCCCAUUUUUAUGGAUGGUUCAUCGGAGGAGAACUCAGAAGUGCUGUCUCCAUACCGACCGUCUUUGAUCCAGCCUCUUACAUAUGACCAUGAUGGCCUGGAUCUGAUGGUGGUCAGAAGUGGUGUAACCUUCCCCGGGAAAGAUGUUUUGGAAAAUGUAAUAGAGGACUACUCUCAGCAGGUGUCGGAGCUCCAAAAGCAGCUGAGUGAGAUGUGUGCUUUUCAUGAACAGCAGAAGUUCAAAUUGCGUCAGUCCAUCAUCAAGCUGCAGACAAAGUUGCACGAGGUCCAGACUGAGAAAGAUGCCCUGACUGAUCUAAGAAUGAAAGAGAGCAGAAAACAGGCAGAUGUAAUGGGGAAAAUGCAUGCAAUAAUCAGAGCGCUGCAAAUCAAUAAACAGACAGGGGACCAGAGGCUACUGGAGGCUGAGGAGGAAGCAAAGUCACAAAGCAGUAAAGCAGAGUCAAUGGAGCGUACACUACAGGAGGUUCACUCCACACUGUUGGCUUAUGAGAAACGGUGUAGAAACUAUUUGUACUCCAACCAUGACGCACUGGGAGUUGCGGUGCAGAAAGUAUUACAGGACUUGGAGCAUGAGAAUCGCAAUCUGAGAGAAAGAUUCCUGCUGGUGGAAGAGCAGAUGGAGACUCAAGAACAGAAAUGCCAAGAUAAAGCAGAGAUACGGUUGAAGGAGCAAAGGGAAAGACUAGAGCAGCUUAUUACCAGUCAUGACCAGGAGGUGGCGAUAUUGACUGAGAAAUUGAGCAGCUCCAGAAGCAGUGCCUCCAGCUUGUCUGUCCAGGUGGAAUUGCUACAAAAACAAGGUGAGAGUCAGGCUUCAGUGCACCAGUCUCAGGUCAAGGACUUGGAGUCAGCUUUCUCCAUCCUGCGCUCCGAUCUACUGGAUGGCCAGCGGAUCCAUGAAGACAAGGUGAGUGCUCUGGAGAAGCAGUUGGCUGAGGCCCAGUCCCAGGUGGAGGAGGCCCAGAGAGGGAGAGACGGAUCUCUCCAGCAGGCAGAGGAGCUGGACUCUCAGCUCUGCCAGCUCACGUCAGAGCUCCGGCAGGUCCGUGAGGAGUUGGCCCUUGAGAAGGAGGAGACCAAACAGCUGUGGGAGUGGGACACUGGUCACAGUGUGACCAGCGACGGGCUGCGCAGGGAGCUGGAGGAGCGACGCCUGGGGGUGCAGCAGCUGGAGGUUCUGGUGGGAUCUCUCAAAGAUGACUGCCAGGCACAGAUGGAGGCUCAGUUGUUAGGCGAGAAGCAUCAAUGGGAGCAGCAGGAGGAGCUGGCUGUGCUGCGAGGGGAGCUGAAACUGACCACAGACCAGCUAAACAGGGCCAGGGACGAGGAGCUGAGACUGCAGGCCCUACAGGGGGACCGGGACGAGGCGCUGAAGAGGGUCCAGGCGCUGCUGGAGGAGAGGGACAGAGAGCUGCAGCUGAGGCAACAGGAGGCGCAGCAGGGCCGGGCCAGGCUGGAGGAGGCCCAGGGCCACUGCCAGGCCCUCAGGGCAGAGACUGAGGUGCUGAGGCUCAAGCUGGAGGACCGGGAGAAGAUGGUGAACCUGCUGCGGCUGCAGCUGGAGAGCACCACCCAGAUGACCGUACAGCAUGGACGUAGCAUUGACUCCCUGCAUGACGAGAAGAGCCGCCUCAGCAACCAGCUCAGUGAGCACAAGCUGGAGAUCCAACAGCUAAGGACAGACUUGGAGCAGCGUGAGGAGUGUUUGGCAGUGCUGGAGAAGGAGAGGCGAGUGCAGCAGGCUGGCCUGUCCGAACAGAGCCACUGUGCCAAGGAGCUAAAGCUGGAGAAACAGAAGCUCACCGCUGAGCUAGAGAUGCAACGCAUGCAACUGGUCACCCUCACAGAGGAGCAUGAGGAGUUGAAGAGGCUCCACAGCAGUAAGAGUGAGGAGCAGGAGGGUGUGGUGGUGAGUCUCAAAGCCCAGCUGAAGACCACCCGGGCUGAGAUGGACCAGGCCAGGAGGGCCCUAGAGGGGGUGGACGGACACGGCCUGAAGGUUGCCAUGGGAAUGCAGAAGCAGAUAAAAACUAAGCGAGACCAGAUCCACUCUCUCCAGGGCCGAAUCCAACUACUGGAGGAAACCAUAGACAAACUGAGCCAGGAAAAGCAUUACCAGAGUCUGGAGAGUAAGCGUCAGGUCCAGGAGCUGGCCUCAGUCACAGAGGAGAAGAGACAGAUGGCAACUGAGUUGGAGACCGUCCGUUCCCUGGAGAGACUGCUCAGGGAGAAAGUGGCCAAACUGGAGGCGACCCUACACAAGGUGGUGUGGCACUACCUUAUGUCUGGGAGUGUUAUUGACUGUCAAGACUUCAUCCAGUUGCAAGAGCAGGCGUUUGUGCGGCUGAAGCUGCAGCAUGCUCAGCAGGAGCUGCAGGGUCAAAACCUGCGAGACACAGGGAAUGCUCAGCGUUCUUCCCCUACAAGCCCAACAGCCCGGAAUGCACUAACCUCAACCCAGCACCGCUCUAACUGCCUGCUAGAGUUGAAGUCGCAGCGGCUGCUGGAAAGCCCCACUAUGGAGCUGCGUUCUCUAGUCAAAGAGCUGCGACGUGUGAUUUCUGAGAACCCCGGACCACACACCAGCAUUAUCAAAAGGACGUCUGCUCCAGAGAGAGUGCACAGGACCACCCUUGGUGUGCCUCACCUCCUUAGGACAACUGAUCUGGAUGAGCGGAAUUUAAACAGCACCUUCUCAAGCGAGAGCCGGGACUUCUCUUUUGUUGCAUCUCUGCCUUGCUACACAUCGUCACCUCGAGCCAUGGCACUGGGCCACACGUCCCCUGUACACUCACUCCUGACUACUGACCACAGCCCCACGCAUCUACAACCGAGCAGGCCUCUGCCUCAGGCAGGAAGCCCUGUUGCAGACAUGUGCACCUUGGCCAAUCCGCAUGCUGAGUUGACAGGACACACAUGCAAGCACUUGCAAGGAAAACUGGACAGCCUUCAAAACAUGGUGGAUGACUUGCAGAUGAAGAACCAAGACAUGUCCUCUAUGAUAAAGGGUCAAGAGAGGAGAUUGAUGUUCAAAGACAAAGGGAGGCUUUAUAACAAGCAAGGCUCUGGGUGAAUUUCCACAUGUGUAACAAAAAUAAACUUGUAUUUAAAUGAAGGCACUCUGA
Molecule: messenger RNA, 3755 nt
Organism: Oncorhynchus masou masou (cherry salmon)
Lineage: Eukaryota; Metazoa; Chordata; Actinopteri; Salmoniformes; Salmonidae
Product: coiled-coil domain-containing protein 158-like
Exons: 23
Coding region: 314-3703 (1129 amino acids)
Source: RefSeq, a predicted model, not a curated record